AUGACUAGAGAGCUUUAUGGCUUGGAAAAUUCGAGAGUUCGCCUGCUGGAUUCAGAAGACACUGGGAUUACCUUACUGAAUAUAUCCCAAUUGACUCUUACCUCGGAUGUAAAGGCUCAGCAGAAUGAAGAUCCAGUUUUAGCUAGCAUUAAGAGAGUCUCAAUGCCCCACUUGCCAACGGGUAAAGAUAGAAAAUCAGAAACACAACGGCUUAUUACAGGAAAUGGAGAUCCCAGCAUGGAAGUGGGAAUAAGAACUACCUGUGCAGUUGAAGACUAUGCUAAGCUGUAUCUUAUGGAGAUUGUACGACAUUAUGGCAUUCCGGUGUCAAUUAUUUUGGACAGAGGCACUCAGUUUACGGCAAAGUUCUUGAAAUCUUUUCAGGAAAGCCUUGGGACUCGGGCAAAUCAUAGUAUGGCUUUCCAUCCGCAGUCAAAUGAGCAGGCUGAGCGGACUAUCCAGACUUUAGAAGAUAUGUUACGAGCAUGUGUACUGGAUUUCCAAGGGAGUUGUGAUGAUCAUUUGCCUCUGAUAGAGUUUUCUUAUAACUAUAGCUAUCAUGCUAGUAUCAAAAUGGCUUCGUAUGAGGCAUUAUAUGGCAGAAAGUGCAGGUCUCCCGCCGGAUGGUUUAAAGUUGGGGAAGAAAACUUAUUCGGGCCAGACCUUGUUUAUCAAGCUAUUGAAAAGGGCGUGAUGUGGUUUGGUAUGAAAGGGAAGCUCAGUCCUCGAUAUAUCGAACAUUAUAGGAUUGUCCGAAAGGUAGGCCAGGUGGCUUAUGAAUUCGAGCUGCCAUCAGAACUGCAAGCGGUUCAUCCAGUUUUUCAUGUGUCCAUGCUGAGGAAGUGUAUUGCAGAUCCCUCCAGAAUCAUACAUGCUGAUGAAAUACAAGUUACAGAAAAUCUGAUGUAUGAGGAAGAACCAAUUUCUAUUCUAGAUCGACAAGUCCGUAGACUCAGAAACAAAGAUGUGGCUUUAGUAAAGGUUCUAUGGUGGAGUAAAGACAGGGAAGAGAUGACGUGGGAAGCUAAAGUACAGAUGAAUUCCAAAUAUCCCCAUUUAUUCCCUGCCACAUAUGACACUAUUCCGGAGGAAUCCUUGCAAGACUCUGCUUUACCCGCAAAUCACUGA
Molecule: messenger RNA, 1128 nt
Organism: Lycium barbarum (goji berry)
Lineage: Eukaryota; Viridiplantae; Streptophyta; Magnoliopsida; Solanales; Solanaceae
Exons: 4
Coding region: 1-1128 (375 amino acids)
Biological process (GO): DNA integration
Molecular function (GO): nucleic acid binding
Source: RefSeq, a predicted model, not a curated record